This is a messenger RNA of Gossypium raimondii (Peruvian cotton), 1967 nucleotides long. RefSeq names its product cullin-4. The transcript has 6 exons. Lineage: Eukaryota; Viridiplantae; Streptophyta; Magnoliopsida; Malvales; Malvaceae. Gene Ontology annotation, cellular component: cullin-RING ubiquitin ligase complex. The coding region runs from base 303 to 965 and encodes 220 amino acids. Gene Ontology annotation, molecular function: ubiquitin protein ligase binding. The record is from RefSeq and is a predicted model, not a curated record. Gene Ontology annotation, biological process: ubiquitin-dependent protein catabolic process; protein ubiquitination.
AAAUUGGUUUUCCACAUUUUCCGGUGUUUGUUUGUUGGAAAAUAUUUUCCCUAUGUAAAAUCAAUUACAAACACGGGAAAAAGGAGCCUUUAGUUUUGGAAAAUGUCUUACCGUUUCUAAUUCGGUAAGACAUUUUCAGGAAAAUUUUCCUUUCCCUUCCCCUUCCCCUUCCCCUUCCCCUAUCCUUGACACCUGAUCUUCUGCUUGCCAUCAGCCAACACCGAUUCUUAACACCAGACACCGGCGUUCAUCAAGUCUGGGAAUUCUAAGGUGGAAAUGGCUUUUUGUGCGUAUUCCUUCAGAUGAGGUUAAAUGAAGAAAAUGAAAGAUGCUUACUCUACCUGGAUGCUUUUACUAGAAAGCCGCUUAUAGCAACAGCAGAAAGGCAACUGCUGGAACGCCAUAUACCUGCCAUUCUUGAUAAGGGAUUUAUGAUGCUGAUGGAUGGACACCGUAUCGAGGACCUUCAGAGGAUGUACUCACUGUUUUCAAGGGUCAAUGCUCUUGAAUCACUCAGGCAGGCCAUAAGCUCAUAUAUUCGGAGAACUGGGCAGAGCAUUGUCAUGGAUGAAGAGAAAGACAAGGACAUGGUGUCUUCCUUGUUAGAAUUCAAGGCUUCACUUGACUCCAUAAUAGAAGAAAGCUUUUCCAAGAAUGAGGCAUUUUGCAACACCAUUAAGGAUUCUUUUGAGCAUCUAAUUAAUCUUCGUCAGAAUCGACCUGCUGAGCUUAUUGCUAAGUUUCUGGAUGAAAAGCUUCGUGAUGGUAAUAAGGGUACUUCUGAAGAGGAAUUAGAGGGUACACUUGAUAAAGUUUUGGUUUUAUUCAGGUUCAUCCAGGGCAAGGAUGUUUUUGAAGCAUUCUAUAAGAAAGAUCUUGCUAAAAGGCUGCUGUUAGGGAAGAGUGCUUCUAUUGAUGCAGAGAAAUCCAUGAUUUCUAAGCUGAAGACAGAGUGUGGCAGCUAGUUUACAAACAAACUUGAAGGAAUGUUUAAGUUGUCCUAAUUCUUGGCAGAGCACUCAAGUCUGUGUAGCUGCUGUAAACAUGGACAAAUAUCAAUAUGCAGGCUUUAGGUGGGUGAGCCAUUAGUACAUUUAUGCCCAUAAAGAACCUGCGUUACAUUACAUUACGUUAAAGGUUUCAAUAAGUUCAUUAAACAAAUUUACAAAUGAAAGAUUGUAAAUUUAGUGAAGAAUGUAUCUGUUUCGAUCUUUGUUUAAAGUUUUUAUGACAUAGAAUUGCAUGCAGUGCUUAUAUUUUCCUUUGGAGCAAAUUGAGUUCUUUUUGGCUUUCUACAAUAAAUAGACUAUGUUUCUAGCAUUACUGUUUUAUUUUUCAAAGAGUUGUAUAUUGCCUUUGGGUCCAUAAUUUGAUUCCUUUUUUUAUGUGUUCUUACUAAUAUAAGUUUUCUAUUUCUGUUUGUUUGAAGUUCAUGAGCAUGUUUUGUAUAAACAUGAACAACUGUUGCAAUGUAUGGAGGUUGUUCAUGUCUUUUUUAAAUGAUGAUCCUGAUGAAUCAUGUUUGUGAACAUAUUAUCUUGUCAAGGUUAUAAAUAGUAAUUUCAAAUUCCCAAUAGAUUUGGUUAAUCUUGCUUUUUAAUUUGAUGUGCCCGUUUUUAGAACAUUGCUUUGUUAUCUGAUAUAUCUUUUAUGGAAGGUUUCUUGAUUCUUACACAUUGCUUCCUUUGGAGUGGAAGGAGCUGUCAUUCUAAUAAUCGUCAAAUACUAAUACAGAUUAUUGUAGUUCUUCUAUAAGAAUGAUUAUGGUUGGAAAAAUUUCUGAGACUGUCGUGUUUAGACUUUUGUCAACUCCUAAUUCAGUCUCGUUUUGUUAGUUCAUUGGUAGUUAAUUUAGGAUUGAAGAUAUUGAUACUUUUAUGUGUUGUAAUAUUAUGCACUUGGACAAUGUUGUUACUAUGUGGUGUACUACUAAUUAUGUAUUUGGAUAAUAUUAUUUCUAGUACUCA